Molecule: messenger RNA, 1038 nt
Organism: Fusarium fujikuroi IMI 58289
Lineage: Eukaryota; Fungi; Ascomycota; Sordariomycetes; Hypocreales; Nectriaceae
Product: related to Putative sterigmatocystin biosynthesis lipase/esterase STCI
Exons: 4
Coding region: 1-1038 (345 amino acids)
Molecular function (GO): hydrolase activity
Source: RefSeq, a predicted model, not a curated record
AUGGCUCCUAGUUCGGAAAUCCUCGCCAGUGCUCAACCAGACCCCGAGUUUCUCGAGGCAUGUGCCCUCCCCCACCAAAACCCGCCGCCGCUUCCGACCAACGUUGACAUACCAACUCUUCGAGCUACAUCAAAUAAGCACAAAAAUGAGGCACGAGACGCACUUGGAGGCCCUCCUCCGAGCUUGACUGAGCGAGAUAUUGAGAUACCCGUUCGUGACGGCAGCACCAUUCUCGCCUAUGUUUAUUCUCCGUCAGACGUCGUCCCAGGAGAUGAGCUUCCCAUCUUUUUAUUCUUCCAUGGCGGUGGCUUUUGUCUAGGCACGCGCCAUGAUGAUAUGGAGUCCAACAGAAUCUUGGCUCUCAAAGCUGGCAUCAUCAUAGUCUGCCUUGACUACCGUCUUGCUCCGGAACAUCCGUUCCCUCAGGCAAUUCAUGACGGAGUUGAUGCUUUGCAAUGGAUCGCUCAAAAUGCUACUCAAGUUCACCCUUCCGCUUCUCCUUCAGUGGGCCUCAUCAUCGGUGGCACUUCCGCUGGAGCAAACAUUGCCAACGGCGUGGUGUAUCUAAACCGCGACCUUGGGUCUCCUGCAAAGGUCACCGGGCAGUUUCUCGGUGUCGGCCCUCUUCUUCCUCCACCGUUUGUUCCCGAGAAGUACAAAGACGACUAUGUUAGUCACGAGCAGAACAAAGACGUGACUAUACCUCCAGAGGAAGUCGCUCGCGCAUUCGUUGCUGCAUAUAAGCCAGACCCGACUUCACCGAUCGCAGUGCCUGCUGUCCAUCCAUCAGGACACUCAGGAAUACCUCCAACUUACUUCCAAGUCUGUGGGCUUGAUGGCUUGAGGGACGAGAGUAUCAUUUACGAGCGGAUUCUUCAGGACGACAUGAUCUCCACGCGACUGGAUUUGUAUCCUGGUCUACCCCAUCACUUCUGGGAGUUCUUCCCUCAAUUGACCAAACAGGUUGAGAAACGAACAAAUGAUACAGUGGAGGGAAUUAGAUGGCUAUUGCAUGGGCCGAAAGUCCCGAAGUUGUGA